AUGGCCAGACAAGAUGCCACAAUGAAAAAUCUUAAAAGACAAGUGGGGCAAUUGGCCAGACAACUAGCUAAACGACCAACUAAUACUUUUCCAAGUGAUACAAUCCCUAACCCAAGGGAGGAAUGUAAAGCUGUGCAGUUGAGAAGUGGCAAGAUAGUUGGAGAAUACAUUAAGGACAUCAAUAAGGAGGCAACAAAGCCAAGAGAAGAUGACAAAAUAGACUACAAGAAUGAUAAAGAGACACAACCCUUUAAGAAAGGCAAGGAAGUCAUGAAGUCACAACCAGAGGAAAGGAAGGGAGGAGUGAAGCCUUAUGUACCCAAACUCCCCUACCCACAGAGGCUACACAAAGAAAUAAGGGACCAACGGUUCCCUAAAUUCCUGAAAAUCUUUAGGAAACUUGAAAUCAACAUUCCACUGGCUGAAGCUUUGGAGCAGAUGCCAUUGUAUGCAAAAUUUCUUAAAGAGCUGAUUUCCAAGAAGAGAAGCUGGCAGGAGAAAGAAACUGUGGUCUUUACCCAAGAGGAAGAGGUUAAGCCUAUAAGAAUGUCAUUACAACUUGCUGACAGAUCUCUCAAGAUACCAAAUGGAGUAGUGGAGAACCUAUUAGUGAAAGUUGGAAAAUUCAUUUUCCCAUCUGAUUUUGUGAUCCUGAACAUGGAUGAGGAAGGAAACAACUCAAUUAUUCUUGGAAGACCUUUUCUGGCUACUGCUAGGGCAAUCAUUGAUGUUGAGAAGGGAAAAAUGGUUCUCAGGGUGCAUGAGGAACAAAUGGUUAUCAAUGUUUUCAAAGCAAUGCAAUAUCCUACUGAGAAAGAAAAUUGCAUGAGGAUUGACAUGGUAGACACUCUGGUUGAAGAAGAACUUGAAGUGGAGUAA
This is a messenger RNA of Arachis stenosperma, 879 nucleotides long. RefSeq lists its product as uncharacterized. The record is from RefSeq and is a predicted model, not a curated record. The coding region runs from base 1 to 879 and encodes 292 amino acids. The transcript has 2 exons. Lineage: Eukaryota; Viridiplantae; Streptophyta; Magnoliopsida; Fabales; Fabaceae.